Aspergillus viridinutans is the source of this 741-nucleotide messenger RNA. Its product is annotated as 60S ribosomal protein eL15. Lineage: Eukaryota; Fungi; Ascomycota; Eurotiomycetes; Eurotiales; Aspergillaceae. The coding region runs from base 1 to 741 and encodes 246 amino acids. The record is from RefSeq and is a predicted model, not a curated record. Gene Ontology annotation, molecular function: structural constituent of ribosome; RNA binding. Gene Ontology annotation, biological process: cytoplasmic translation. The transcript has 5 exons. Gene Ontology annotation, cellular component: cytosolic large ribosomal subunit; ribosome.
AUGCGGUUAGGCUCGCGCUCGCCUAAUUUGCUAGCGUCCCACACACAACACCUCACAGAAGAGAUCAUCUUUCCUUCAAUCUUUCCAGAGCGACAUCGACGACAACCGACGACCUGCCACGCCGACAAGAUGGGUGCCCUCAAGUACGUGGAAGAGAUCCAAAAGAAGAAGCAGUCCGACGUGAUUCGCUUCCUGCUGCGUGUCCGUUGCUGGGAGCUCCGUCAACUGAACGCUAUCCACCGUGCUUCCCGUCCUUCUCGCCCCGACAAGGCUCGUCGUCUCGGCUACAAGGCCAAGCAGGGUUAUGUUGUCUACCGUGUCCGUGUGAGACGUGGUGGCCGUAAGAGGCCUGUGCCCAAGGGUGCCACCUACGGCAAGCCCACCAACAUGGGUGUUAACCAGCUCAAGUACCAGCGUGCUCUGCGUGCCACCGCUGAGGAGCGUGUCGGCCGCCGCUGCGCCAACUUGCGUGUCCUGAACUCCUACUGGAUCAACCAGGACUCCACCUACAAGUACUUCGAGGUCAUCCUCGUUGACCCCCAGCACAAGGCUAUCCGCCGCGAUCCCCGCAUCAACUGGAUCUGCAACGCUGUCCACAAGCACCGCGAGAGCCGUGGUCUCACUGCCACCGGCAAGAAGUCCCGUGGUAUCAACAAGGGCCACCGCUACAACAACACCCGUGCUGGCCGUCGCCACACCUGGAAGAUCCACAACACCCAGAGCUACUGGAGAUACCGUUAG